This is a messenger RNA of Penicillium soppii, 705 nucleotides long. RefSeq names its product putative 26S proteasome non-ATPase regulatory subunit Nas2. The annotation marks the transcript as partial. Gene Ontology annotation, molecular function: protein binding. The transcript is spliced from 4 exons. Gene Ontology annotation, biological process: proteasome regulatory particle assembly. The record is from RefSeq and is a predicted model, not a curated record. Gene Ontology annotation, cellular component: cytoplasm; nucleus. Lineage: Eukaryota; Fungi; Ascomycota; Eurotiomycetes; Eurotiales; Aspergillaceae.
UUCAUAACAAUCAUGGAUGAUAUUCACGCUCCUACUGUUGCCUCCGGACCUGCGUCCGGGGCUCUACCUCGUGAUCUCUCCAAGCUAUCGAUGCCAGAAUUGAUGCAGGAGAAGGAACGAAUCGAAGAGGAACUGUCAGCGCUCAGUGCCGUCCUCCAAUCACAUGGGGUACGCAUGACCUCCUCUCUCACCACUUUCGACGGUUAUCCUCGUGAUGAUAUCGAUAUCGCGCAAGUUCGAACUACACGCGUGCGCAUUAUUCACCUACGAAAUGACCACAAGGCGGUGAUGGAGCUUAUCGAGAAAGGCGUUCACGAGCACUUCGCCAGGCUACAGAGCACCGUUGCCGCACCAACUACAAAUGGUACAAGCCAGCCUCCCACCAUGCCGUCAUUGCCAGUCGCAAGUACCAGUCAGCUUGGGGCCCCCUUCGCCAAGGUCAAUAGUGUGGUUUCAGGGAGCCCAGCAGACCAGGCGGGACUGAAAGCUGAGGAUGUGAUUCGAAGCUUUGGGAGUGUCAAUUGGCUGAACCACGAACGCCUUACGAAGGUUGCUGAAGUCGUUCAACAGAAUGAAGGGCGGCCCGUAACGGUCAACGUCAGGCGCGGGAACGAAACCACCUUUGAGGAGUUGGACCUUCAGCUUACUCCUCGGCAAAAUUGGGGAGGUCGCGGUAUGCUGGGCUGUCACUUGGUACCAUUAUAA